AUGGAGCGUUACCAUAAUGCAUCAGACAAAGCUAGCAAUGGAUUGACACAAACACAAUCAUGUGCGUACACAACAAAUCGUCUACCCAGUACUGAACAAUUAGAGCCAAUUGAAUGGCUACGUUUUAUGCAAAAUGUUCAAGAAUGGCAUCCAAGUUUACGUUUCGAUACUCUCGUAUUAAUCAUUGGCUUUAAAACCGGUGUCCAAUUAUGGGCAAUUGACACAAAUGGUGUUGCUUUAGAAUUAUUUUCAAUAAAAGAGCAUAAUAUAUCUUCGAGUUGUUUACUAUUCGCGCCAUAUAAUCAUUUGUAUGUAGAUGAUCCAAACGUUAAUCAACGACCCUUAAUCGCAUUCACAAAAUCAACUGGGCCACCAUCGAUUCAAAUUCGUUCGCUAAAAUGUGAUCAGCAACAUCAGCAUGUUAAAACCAUUCUGUUACAAACAGAAUCCACAGGAAUUGAUUCGAACAAAUAUGCUCUCAUAUGUUCGACGCAAACAUUAAUAAUUGGUUAUGAUAUUGUCAAAUUUGAAGAAAAAUUUGUUAUAUCAACAUGUUAUACAAAUAAUUUUUAUCUUAAUUUAAAACUAAGCAACCCAUUUGCCUUAUCGACAAGGUGGUUAGCAUUUGUUGACUAUCGCCUCAAUCUAGGACAUCAAUCUCAAGGUGGUAUUAAUACAAAUGAACCAUGCUUAUCUUAUACAGGCGUUGUACUAAAUGCCGCCAAAUCGUUGUCGAAAAGUGUUGCUAAAAUCGGUGAAAGUGUUUUAAAUUCGAUGUCUUCCCAACCACCAACGAUAUCUGGACAAUCGAAUUUAUCCAAUUCGAAACCAUCCACAUCUGCUUUACCAAAGCAACAGAAACAUCAUCAUACACCAACAAAUAGUAAUAAUUUAACAGCAACAAGAAAUAGACAUGGGUCGAUAAAAGAUGAUUCGCAAGCGGGAGUUGUUACCGUUAUUGAUACAUUAAAACUAUUUGGGUCAUCAAUUCACGAUGAUAAACAAAACUGGAUAAUCGCUCAUUUUCAAGCUCAUAGUGAACCGAUAAGUUAUUUACAUUUUAAUCCAAGCGGUCAUUUACUCGUUACUUGUGAUGAUUGUGGACAUUAUUUCAAUGUAUUAGAAAUACAAACAUCACCGUAUCGUUGUACACGGACAUACGUCAAACAUUUAUAUACACUUUUUCGUGGUGAUACUGAUUGUAAAAUUGCUCAUAUGACAUUUACAUACGAUUCAAGAUGGUUAGCAAUAUCAACAAAACGUGGUACAACACAUUUGUUUGCACUAAACCCUUAUGGAGGCUCUGUAAAUAUUCGCACUCACACCAAAGCCUAUGUUGUUAACAAAGCCAGUCGUUACCAUCGAACGGCAGGUUUAGAUGACCAUUCACAUGUAUUCGAAACACGUCGAUCAUACGCAACAAAUAAUGAACUAAUUAAAACAGACAUUAAUAGCAAUAGUUCAUCCUCAAUGAAUACAAACACGAAUAACUCAAGCAAUCAUAAUAAGAGUUCAAAGUAUCGUACAAAUGAUCCAUCACUAUUGCCUGCUGUCACAUUAAUACGGCAACCAACAGACGGUCUCAGUGGUAGUUUAAUUGCACCUUUUAAUGUUGAUUGUUUAUGUCUAGCGGCCAUAUUUGGUGUUACACGUGCAUUUAUUAAUCCGGAAGACGUCAGCACACAUCAGGAACAGAGACCGUGUUGUUCAUUGUUUCUUAUUAGUUGGCAUGGAAGAUUGAUUGAAUAUGUACUAGAACCAGGACCCGAUACAACGAGAAAUACACGCAUUACCUCUGAAACAUCCUUAACUUUAAAAGCAUUUCCGAAAGCACAAUGGUCGUUACAGAAAUGUCUGACGUGGCCUGAAGUGCGAAUGGAAAUUGGCUAUGCAGCACUGUCUCAAGGCAAUACAUUUACUCGAACAUCAUCAGCCACAAAAGUUAAUCUCAAAGAUGAUUGGCUACGACAAGUGGAAAUGAAUACCCAUGUUGGUCCAGCUCGACGUUUAUGGAUGGGUCCACAGUUUCAAUUCAAAACCUAUUCUGAAGCAACAGUUAGUGUUUGUCAUCCAAAUUCAAGUGUCUUCACCGCUGAUCUGCCACAAGACUCAAUGAACCUCGUUGAAGCUGAUCUAAAAUCAUUGCCUAUGCAAUGGUCGAAAUCCACGCCUGUAUUGAUGCCAGGUUUGCAAAAAGACAUAUCCCCUGCUUAUAUUGAAGUGGGCUCUGGUAGUUUUCAGGAUGCACCAUCAUUAAGUAUCUAUGGGAGUUCGUUCGAUAGUGCAAAAUCUGAUUAUGAAGUUGAGCUUGUUGAAAAACUAUUUGAAGCAGCAAACGACUUGACAUUAAAAAAUGGUAGUAAUGGUGACAAUGAUUCAUUAUGUUCAUCUAUAUGUAGUAGCACAAUUCGUGGUCAAAAUUCAACAGUAGACAUGAUUCCCUCAUUUCCAGGUGCUGAUGCACUCGAUUAA
Didymodactylos carnosus is the source of this 2472-nucleotide messenger RNA. Lineage: Eukaryota; Metazoa; Rotifera; Eurotatoria; Philodinida; Philodinidae. The record is from the annotation of a GenBank genome assembly.